CUUAUGGUCCUGACUGUCUGGCCAUUACUCCCCAGCGGUUUUGCAAUCUCCAAGCUCGACGACCACCAUAAUACGCGUGCCGCUGACGGAAUUAUCAGCUUCAUGUCUCUCGAACAGCCACAAGACUCUGGCCGAUCAAACUCAAGGCAGGUCUAUACACCCUUCACCUAUCUAAGUACGAGACAUUGCCUCCAAGAUGACGAUUCAACUUCAGGAGUUGGCAAAGUUUUCAAAAUCCAAAUCGGCGGGCGCAUCUGAGUUCCAGGCAAAGCGCACGUGCAUUAAAAACCAGUCCAGCACAAGCUUCGUUGACCUCGUAAUCACUAGCCUAGCAGUUCAUCUCAAUGUUCCCAGAUGAAGCCUUAUGAAGAGCCGUCCUGAUAUAGGCCGGCGCGCAGAACAUGUCUGUCUCGAAGGACAUCCAGAUGUCCGAGCAGGGCCAAGGGCGGCCGUCGGUGCAGCCGCAUCCCCAACUAUUUCGAAACAAUGGCGGAAGGUAGCCGGGAGGUCAGUAGAGGGGAUAUGGGAAGAGCCAAGGCAUUGCGCAGAGAAGAAGGCACCCACUCGUUGAUGACCCUGCACUCGCCCCGGAAGUUGUCUAGAUAGCCGGAUCCGCAGUACUUGGUGGGCUCGUUGUAGAGGUCGGCAUCGAACGACACGAUGUGCCAUUGCUUCCACGUCUGCAAAAACAUGUUAUUGCCUCUCACGUGUUAGCCGUUCUGUGGAACCUUCUUUUUUUCUCUCUUUUUUUUUGGCGUUCUUGGGGAAGGGCACCGACGCCAUGGUCAACCAUCUCGC
Molecule: messenger RNA, 798 nt
Organism: Gaeumannomyces tritici R3-111a-1
Lineage: Eukaryota; Fungi; Ascomycota; Sordariomycetes; Magnaporthales; Magnaporthaceae
Exons: 2
Coding region: 4-258 (84 amino acids)
Source: RefSeq, a predicted model, not a curated record